GCCUAGUUGGGGGAGAGGUAGAAAGAGAAAGAGAAAGACAUAGAAAAAUAUGACUUUAUUGAUGUCAAUAACUGAAAAACAACCAUGACAAUCAACUCAUUUUAUGGCAGCUAAACAGUAAGAAGACUGUUCCAAGAGAAUUAUUGGGUGGCCACUUGAUAACAGUUCAGUAACCUGAAGAAGAAGUCACAUGAUUUACAAAAACUGAGCUGCCUGGUAAACUCCAGUGGAACUGAAACUCAGCUACAGUCAGACAGAGCAACGAACGUGGAGAUGGUCACCUUUCUUCCUUUUCAAACUUUAUUCAAAAACAAUACAAAGUGUGUCCCAGCUGUUUUCCACGGAGACUUUCAGAAACAGGCUUGAUCUCUCUGCUGCAGUUUUCUGCUCUCUGGUGCGAGGAUUAGGAAGACACAGACUCCUCCAUCAUGGGCACCGCCGACCAGCUGCUGGAGUUGAUGUUCUCCUGGAUCGAGCAGAGGGAGCGCUGUGCAGAGCAGCUGAUGAAACUGGCCCGGGAGCUGGAGUCGCUCAGGGAGAAAUGCAACUUUAGUGAAUCUGUUGGCAGCGGAAUGUCACUGGUGGGAGCUGCAGGUCUGUUUGGGGCCGGCGUGGCUACUGUGUUGACCGCUGGAGCAGCUGCUCCACUUUUAGCUGCUGAACUUUUAGCACUUGGAGCAGGUGUAGGUGUCGCUGUCUCGGUGGUGACUAAAAUCACUGAGCACUUCUUAUCCAGCCACACCUUGAAAACGGCGCAGGAAAUAGAACAGAAGGGCAAUGAAAUUGCAGAAAGAAUCCCAAAACUGUUCCAGCAACUGAAAGAGAAGGUGAGGAAAGUUUAUAACAUCUUAGACCCAGAUGAACUGGACCGAUGUGUCGUGGCUAAAAUCCUGGGAGCCGUGGCAGGACGGCAGAUCGACAUUGCAGCUGCAGGACUGGGGCUCGACCACAUCAACAGUGAUCCUGAACUGAUUAUUAAAGUUCUUGGUAUUAUGGAAGUUUUCACACUUACAUCUACUUUACAUGGAGAAGAACUGAGAUCUUUGAUUGCUAGAGGAGUGAAGCAACUCAUCAAAAAAAUGUCUAAAACUGCAUUUAAAACAGCCUUUAAAGGAGGAGCCAUGGUUGUGGGAGGAGCUGUUGGGAUGUCGUUUGCACUUCAUGAGUUCAUUAACAACUGGAAAGAACUGAUAGCGAAGAAUCAUGUGACUGAAGCGAGCCAAUCACUGAGAGAUACAGCCGACGCUAUUCUGCAGAUGACUCGGAUACUGAGGGGACAGUUUCACGACGUGAAGAGGACAUUAAAGAGACAAGAAGAAGAAGAAACGCUCAAGAAGAAACAGGUAGAAGAAGAAAAGCUCAGGAAGAAACAGGAAGAAGAAGAACAGCUCAGGAAGAAACAGGUAGAAGAACAGCUCAGAAGAACAUCGAGAAGAACAGCUCAGGAAUAAACAGGUAGAAGAAGAAAAGAUCAGGAAGAAACAGGAAGAAGAAGAAAAGCUCAGGAAGAAACAGGUAGAAGAAGAACAGCUCAGGAAUAAACAGGUCGAAGAAGAAAAGCUCAGGAAUAAACGGGUAGAAGAAGAAAAGAUCAUGAAGAAACUGUUAGAAGAAGAAAAGCUCAGAAAACAGGAAGAAACAAGAGAAAAGCUCGGAGGAUAUAAAGCAACUGCUAGAAGAAAAUAAGCUCAGAAGAAACAGAAGAGAAGAAGAAGAAAAGCUCAGAGGAUAUUAAAGAAACUGUUAGAAGAAGAAAAGCUCAGGAAGAAACAGGAAGAAGAACAAGGAGAAAAGCUCAGGAGGAUAUUAAAGCAACUGCUAGAAGAAAAUAAGCUCAGGAAGAAACAGGAAGAAGAAGAAGAAAAGCUCAGGAGGAUAUUAAAGAAACUGUUAGAAGAAGAAAAGCUCAGGAAGAAACAGGAAGAAGAAGAAGAAGAAAAGCUCAGGAGGAUAUUAAAGAAACUGUUAGAAGAAGAAAAGGUCAGGAAGAAAGAAGAAAAAGAAGAAAAGCUCAGGAAGAAACGGGAAGAAGAAGAAA
Messenger RNA from Etheostoma spectabile (orangethroat darter), 2038 nucleotides. RefSeq lists its product as uncharacterized. The transcript has 5 exons. NCBI's taxonomy places the organism in Eukaryota, Metazoa, Chordata, Actinopteri, Perciformes, Percidae. The record is from RefSeq and is a predicted model, not a curated record. Bases 429 to 1451 code for a protein of 340 amino acids.